Messenger RNA from Lolium perenne, 1115 nucleotides. RefSeq lists its product as uncharacterized. The record is from RefSeq and is a predicted model, not a curated record. Lineage: Eukaryota; Viridiplantae; Streptophyta; Magnoliopsida; Poales; Poaceae.
ACCCUAGCCCCAAUUAUGGUGUUUUGCCAAUUUGUUAUUUUUCGCAACACUGCAAAUUUCCGAAGCCGUCCGAUCUAAAUCGAACCACUGGACGAAAACUCGUCGUUAAACCUUGUCUUUCCUUCUCGGGAUUGGCAGCACGGUCGCCACCGAAUGGCAUCCUCCCGGCUGGUCCCGAGAGCCGGCGCUCCGCCGCCACCGUCCGCGAUGCGCACCACGCCGUCGGAGCGCCACCCCUUCACGGAGGUCCGAACCGUCGCGCGGGAGGCCGCGCCCUCGCUUCCAUGGGACGAGAAUUUAGAAGCGAUAAUCCUGGAGCACGAAGAAAAGGUCAACAAAUAUCAGGCUGUGCUUGCAGCAUAUCUGAAGGACAAAUACUCUAUCAAGGCUUCUGAUAAAGGAGGUAGGAGCCUUCGGCCCCAUUGCGCAGCUGUGCCGCAGUCCAGGUCCAGACAUCCUCAGGCCAACAACUCAGAAGCAAAAGACGUGGUCCAUGAAGAGAAUCAGUUUAUUACAGAAGCGGAAUACCUGGAUCAUGAAGAGAAGGUCAACAAAUACCAGGGUAUGCUUGCAGCACGUUUGAAGGCUAAAUACUUUUCUGGCGAGGCUUUUGAUGAAGAAUUGACAGGAGACAUGUUUGAAGAAAUUACUAUCCAGUCUGAGACCAUCAGAAUGAGCAGGUUGCCGUUUACAAGUUUAUUUGCAGAUCCAACAAAAUUUUGCUUAGAGAAGAGGGGCACCUAGAAGACAAUAUCUCCAUCUUUCACAGCUGCAUCCUCUGCCGAGGUGCAAUCCUCUUUCUGUUGCUGGUGAAACCUUUAAGAAGUAGGCACCUCAUUUGGCUGCAUGAAACUCCUGGCAAGUGGCCACUACCCUUGAAGAACGCCUUAUGAGAUUACUGGGCAGUUAAAUAACUAAUAAGUACUAGUAAAUGCUCUUCUUAAAGCAAGUAACCAUCAACAAUCCCAAACCAAUAGAGAUGUUAAUACAGCAAAGCCAGUCUGGUUCGUGUAGAAGGGUAACUACUAACUUCGACCUCUAUGGGUAUUUUCCCAUCUUUUGGGCCAGCACACUGAUACUGAUAUGAUAUGAUUCCCCAGGAGAGGUGUUUUCAA